Molecule: messenger RNA, 3393 nt
Organism: Camarhynchus parvulus
Lineage: Eukaryota; Metazoa; Chordata; Aves; Passeriformes; Thraupidae
Gene: RASGRP1
Product: RAS guanyl releasing protein 1
Exons: 17
Coding region: 168-2528 (786 amino acids)
Biological process (GO): positive regulation of GTPase activity; Ras protein signal transduction
Cellular component (GO): plasma membrane
Molecular function (GO): calcium ion binding; guanyl-nucleotide exchange factor activity
Source: RefSeq, a predicted model, not a curated record
UCAGGCUCCUCCCGAGGCGAGACGGGAGCGGGAGCGCGGCGAGGCGGGAGGGAGGAGGCGAUGCUGGGGGCCGCGCCGCUCCGCCCGGCCUCCUCCGCCCCGCGCAGCCCCGCUCCCUGCGCUGCCGGCAGAGCCUGCCGGGCGGCGGAGCUGCCGCUGGGACCGGCAUGGGGACCUUAGGCAAGAGGAGAGAAAACCAGCAACCUGCCCAAGCAUGCAGCACUGCCCCUGAAUCAGUGCUGGAGCUGCAGCAGACCAGCCACUGUCACAGCCUCUCAAACCAUACUCAGGUCAUGAUGGUGCCCUUGGGGCACCUAGCCAAAGGAGCCACUUUGGAAGACCUUCUUGAAACCUGCAUUCAGUCUUUUGAUUUAGAAGGAAAUGCAUGUCAAAACAACCAGCUGCUAAAAAUAAUUCUGGCCAUGCAUCAGUUUUUCAUCUCCUCUGCAGACAUGCUUCAGAAACUUGUUGAUCUCUAUCUUAAUGCUUUAGAAAAUAACUCUUCCAUGCUGUGUGUGAAGAUCUGCUAUUUUGUGAGGUAUUGGAUUACAGAAUUCUGGAUUAUGUUCAAAAUGGACUCUAAACUAUCCACAGCUAUGGAGGAAUUUCAAGAAGUGGUUCGAGCUAAUGGUGAGGAGUUACAUUGUCGUCUAAUUGACACAUCUCAAAUAAAUUCUAGGGAUUGGUCUAGAAAGCUGACACAGCGUGUAAAGGCCAACACCAGUAAGAAACGGAAAGUCUCACUUCUUUUUGAUCACCUUGAGCCAGAGGAGCUGUCAGACCACCUUACCUACCUUGAGUUUAAGUCUUUCAGAAGAAUAUCAUUCUCAGAUUAUCAGAACUACAUUGUGAAUAGCUGUGUGAAAGAGAACCCAACAAUGGAAAGAUCAAUUUCUCUUUGCAAUGGUAUCUCUCAGUGGGUGCAGCUAAUGGUUCUCAGCAGACCAACACCACAGCUUCGGGCUGAAGUGUUCAUCAAGUUUAUCCAUGUUGCACAGAAGCUCCACCAGCUGCAGAAUUUUAACACAUUAAUGGCAGUGAUAGGAGGUCUCUGUCACAGUUCCAUUUCCAGGCUCAAGGAAACAAGCUCAUGUGUUCCUCAUGAUGUAAUUAAGGUGUUUAAUGAAAUGACAGAAUUGCUUUCAUCUUACAGAAAUUAUGAUAGUUACCGACGUGCCUAUAACGAGUGCAGUAACUUUAAGAUCCCAAUCCUUGGGGUCCACCUGAAAGACUUGAUAUCCCUUUAUGAGGGCAUGCCAGACUACUUGGAGGACAAAAAGAUUAAUGUGUACAAACUAUAUUCUCUGUAUAACCACAUAGAUGAGCUGAUACAACUCCAGGAAAUGCCACUUCCCCUGGAGGCUAAUAUGGACCUUGUUCACUUGCUUACACUGUCCCUUGAUCUUUACUACACAGAAGAUGAAAUUUACGAACUUUCAUAUGCACGAGAGCCACGAAGUCACCGAGCUGCUCCUAUGACACCUUCCAAACCACCAGUAGUUGCAGACUGGGCUUCAGGAGUGGCCCCAAAACCUGAUCCAAAAACCAUCAGCAAACACGUUCAGAGGAUGGUAGAUUCUGUCUUCAAGAAUUAUGACCAUGAUCAGGAUGGAUACAUUUCCCAGGAAGAAUUUGAAAAGAUUGCUGCCAGUUUCCCAUUCUCAUUUUGUGUAAUGGCUAAGGACUGGGAAGGUCUGAUUAGCAGGGAUGAAAUAACAGCUUACUUUAUGAGGGCUAGCUCAAUCUAUUCCAAAUUAGGACUUGGCUUUGCUCACAACUUCCAAGAGACCACUUACUUAAGGCCCACUUUCUGCGACAACUGUGCUGGAUUUCUAUGGGGAGUCAUUAAACAAGGAUACAGAUGCAAAGACUGUGGGAUGAACUGUCACAAGCAAUGCAAAGACCUGGUUGUGAUAGAGUGCAAGAGAAGACCCAAAACUUCAGUUGCAGACAGCAGCCCAACAUCUGCUCUUGCUUCAAGCCUCUGCCCAGUAGGAGUUAAAGAACAAUUCCAUGGACAAGAAGAAGGAUCAUUCACCUUUCCUAAUGGAGAAAUAGUGGAGCACAGUGAAGACAGCAAGGAUCGAACCAUUAUGCUCAUGGGUUCCUCAGCUCAGAAAAUCUCAGUGAGACUGAAACCAGCUGUGAUUCAUAAAAGUACACAGACUGAUCCUGUACUGCUGGCUGGGGAUGUGUCUCGUAAGCGGAGAGAGAAGAAAGAACACAGGAUGCCAGAGAAUCCAUAUCUCCAGGCAGCUCCAGCAUCCUCCAUGUUUCCAAGCCCAAUUCUCGGCCGCCGAAAGGCAUUUGUUAAAUGGGAGAACAAGGACUCCAGCCAGAAAAUGAAGGAGGAGCAUCACAGCUGUAAACCUUCAUACCAGGAACUUGAGCAGGAAAGGAAUAUUCUAAAGGCAGACAAUGAAGGUUUAAAGAUCCAGCUGGAACAGGCACACAAAACAAUUGAGUCUCUCACAAUCCAGAAAAGAAACCAUGUAGCUGACAGUCUACAACACAGAGACUGCUCCUAGCAGAUGAGAGGAAAAUCUCCUAUGGAAUGGAAGAAAGUAAGACUGAAAGAGGGGCUCUGAUAAAGCUGCUUACCAAGUGAACUGGAGAGAGAAUCUGAAGGAUAUUAAGCAGAAAUGUUCUCUUUACCACAUUUCCCUUUUAAACAUGCACUCCCAAAUGUAUAAAAUAAUUUUGACCUUGUAAGGUAAUUUAGCAUUAUCUGUGCAAUGAAAAUAGUAUCUUCUGGGUUUGCUUUUAAAAGGAGUGAGAGUGUUGCUGAAGUCUCUGUUCAUGUUGAAGACCAUAUUGAUUUCCCAGUGACUUACUUGGCUGCCAGCAGCACACCUUACUGUAAAAAUGUUCUGACAAAGUAGAUAUUCAUAAGAGUGGGUCACCUCAAAUUUGGCCCAAACUCAGUUUUAUAGAAACAAAUGUGUGAUAAAGCUGAGUAAGUAAAACUACAGAAAAACUGCAUUAAGAAAAACAGUUCCUUCUUGGAGCUGAAACCAAUUAAAAACAUGAAGUGAACGGUCACAUUUAAUUCCAAAAAUUAACAAGAAAAUUAAAGUAGCUAAGCUAAUGAUAUUUGAUUGAUCCACACACUUUAAGAUAAACUGACAAUUUUUUAAAACAUCUUUCAGAGCUUUAGAAGUUCUGCUGCUCAAACACUUACCUUUAUUAAAGUAACAGAAGUGAGACUGUAGAGACUUUGAAUACUGCUUCCAUGCCAUGACUUGGAAGAUUUAAUUCCCCUUAUUUGGCUUAAGGAGUAACUUGUCCACAUGCACUAGAUAUGGGACAAGGUUGAUUAUAUUUCUCUCACAUCAAAGUAGAUGCCAUUGUUGAGCAGAAUCUUUUGAGCCAUAUUAUGAGGGAAACUGUACA